This is a messenger RNA of Xylaria bambusicola, 1001 nucleotides long. RefSeq names its product lysophospholipase II. The record is from RefSeq and is a predicted model, not a curated record. Gene Ontology annotation, biological process: protein depalmitoylation. NCBI's taxonomy places the organism in Eukaryota, Fungi, Ascomycota, Sordariomycetes, Xylariales, Xylariaceae. Gene Ontology annotation, cellular component: cytoplasm. Bases 1 to 732 code for a protein of 243 amino acids. Gene Ontology annotation, molecular function: palmitoyl-(protein) hydrolase activity; carboxylic ester hydrolase activity. The transcript has a single exon.
AUGGCCAGCGAUACUACGCAUGUAGUAGCGCCCAAGGCAGCGCACACAUAUACGGUUAUUCUUUUACAUGGCCGUGAUAGCACAUCACGAGAAUUUGCGGACGAGUUCUUUGAGAGUGAGGCGUCAGGGCCACUUGACCAGCCACGAACACUUCUAGACCUUUUCCCAAACAUCAGAUGGGUGUUUCCCAGUGCCUCGAUUACGAAGUCAAAACGCUUUGAUGUCUUUAUGUCUCAAUGGUUUGACAUAUGGUCAGUCGAAAACCCAGCGGAACAACCAGAAUUACAACAACCCGGAUUACAUCAGAGUACACAAAGAAUUCUCGAUAUCAUCAAGAAUGAAGAGACUUUGGUCCCACGAGAGAAUAUAUUUCUUGGUGGAAUAAGCCAAGGAUGCGCAACUGCGAUAACUGCCUAUUUUGCGGAUACUACGAGAUUGGCUGGGUUCAUAGGACUAUGCGGCUGGAUGCCCGUCACAUCACACACACAGACGCACCAAGAGGUUACGGAAUCGAACCACACUACACCUAUAUUUCUGGGUCAUUCGGCAGACGACGACGUCGUUCCAAUAGAUAAUGGCAGAGAGUUGAGAGAUAUCCUUCAAUCACGGCAGCUUGAAGUAGAAUGGAAGGAAUAUGUGGACGGUGGCCAUUGGAUUAAUGAACCUCAGGGCGUUGACGAUAUUGCUGGGUUUCUGUACAGAUAUGCUACUUGUAACAACUCGGAACUAUAAAAUCUAGCGACGCGGGCAGCUGCUCUGGUGCAGGCUUGUUUCUAGUGUCAGGGAAUGGAGAUUCUCAGGGUGCAUUGGGAUUUGCAUAUACCUGAGGACCAGUGCCAGCAAAGUCAAACACAGCCGAUCCCGUCUCUCCAUCUAUUGAGAUAGAAAGCGCCAUGUGAGUACCGUCAUCCAUGUAAUCGACCGCUCUUAAAGCUGCGCUAGACCUGUGCUUCUGCUUUAGGAGGGCACGCACAGUGUCACGGAACCAAGGAAGCCUAAUU